Molecule: messenger RNA, 4685 nt
Organism: Girardinichthys multiradiatus
Lineage: Eukaryota; Metazoa; Chordata; Actinopteri; Cyprinodontiformes; Goodeidae
Product: zinc finger protein 664-like
Exons: 3
Coding region: 523-1893 (456 amino acids)
Biological process (GO): regulation of transcription by RNA polymerase II
Cellular component (GO): nucleus
Molecular function (GO): DNA-binding transcription factor activity, RNA polymerase II-specific; RNA polymerase II cis-regulatory region sequence-specific DNA binding
Source: RefSeq, a predicted model, not a curated record
UCGGAUGUGGCAAGGUUAGGUUGACUGGCUAAGUCCCGUUAGAAAAACGUCUUAAAGUUUGUGUUAAACUCAUAUAAUUGAUGUGUCAGACUCUCAAGUAGACAGUUUUCAGCGGGAUAUCGCGUUUACUGGUUUGUUUCGAACAGUUGUGAUUAUUCGUUUGUUGUACAGAAUGUGAUUAGCCUCUAUUAGCAAAGUGACUGAUGGUCAGGCACAGUGGAGCUAAAGCAGCUAACGAUGGAGACUUAAUCAGUGUUUUAGACGCCAAAGCUUUUAAAAGUUCAUGGCGUAUUGCUACAAGACACACUGAGUUUGUGGGACUGAACAGGAAGACAACAUUGUCUGUGGACACCUCCUCUAAGCCGUGAUGUUCAGCUGAGAACCGAUAAACUGGGGACAGAUUGGAACCAGAACCUCUGACCAAGUUUCAGGCAUCAGAUAAACAGAAGAUACAGGCUAAAUGUGAACAUGUGAAGGUUGCAAACAAGGAUUAAGAAAAGGAGAAUCCCAAGUGGAUCGAGGAUGUCUGACAUGAAGGUUGAAGCAGAAAACCCUGGAGGGAUCAGUUUGGUGUCCCCCAUACCUGCAGCACCAACACCAGAACUGGAGCAGAAACAAGACAGCAAAGAUCUCAUCCAUAAGAUCUUGGUGAUUAAAGAAGAGGUUCCCCGUGAUUGGAGCUCCAGUUUGGACCAGGAGGGCCCAGAACCCCACCACAUAAAGGAGGAGGAGGAGGAACUGUGGAUCAGUCAGGAGGAAGAGCAGCUCACUGUGAAAAGUGAAGAAGAAAAACCUCAUAAAUCAGAAUUUGAAAGAAUUAAAACUGAACACGACAGAAACCCUGAAGCUCCAUUCAGCAGAUCAGCUGGACAGAUGAAAACCGAACCUGAUGGAGACAACUGUGGAGGACCAGAAGCAGACAAUAACUCAGACCCUUCAUGUUCUUCUCAAGAAACUGACAUAAUAGUUUACAACAUAAGUAAAACAUCUAAACUGCAUCCCAAACUCUCAUCUCAGAUAGGAGACCCUGCUGGAGGGAAGCUAUUUGGGUGCAACAUCUGUGGAAAAAGGUUCAAACGUGAGACUUCUGUUGAAAUACACAUGUUGACACAUAAUGGAAAGAGGGAACAUAGCUGUGAUCUUUGUGGUAAAGUAUUUAAAAAAAAGAGUUCUCUUCAGACACACAUGAGAGUCCACACUGGAGAGAGACCGUUUGCCUGUGAUGACUGUGGUAGAAAGUUUCAUAGAAAGGCGAUUCUUAAAAGUCACUUAGAGGUUCAUUCAGGGGAAAAGUCUUUUUCCUGUGAUGUUUGUGGUUCAGGAUUUAAAAGAAAAGAAACGCUUAAAAAGCACAUGUGGAUCCACUCUGCAGAGAAACCGUUUGUUUGUAGUGUUUGCAGUAAAGGAUUUUCACGACAAAAUCAUCUCAAAAGUCACAUGUGUGUUCACACAGGAGAUAAACCGUUUAUUUGUAGUGUUUGUAGUACAGGAUUUGCAUUACAGCAGAGCCUAAAGACUCACAUGCUUGUUCACACUGGAGAGAAACCGUUUAUUUGCAGUUUUUGUAGCAAAGGAUUUUCACUUCAAAGUCAUCUAAAAAGUCACAUGCGGGUUCACACAGGAGAGAAACCAUUUAUUUGUAGUGUUUGCAGUAAAGGAUUUUCACUACAAGAGAAUCUAAAGAGACACAUGCGCGUUCACACUGGAGAGAAGCCAUUCAUUUGUAGUUUUUGCAGCAAAGGCUUUUCACAACAAAAUCAUCUAGAGAGCCACAUGCGUGUUCACACGGGGGAUAAACCGUUUAUUUGUGGCGUUUGCAGUCAAGGAUUUUCGCGACAAGCUUAUCUGAAAAACCACAUGGAUGUGCACACUCCCCAAUUUGGUGUUAGUUAACAUAUUACAAAGGAAAUACAGUUAAAGCCCUUAUCUCACCACUAUGCACCUUUUCAAUUGUUGUGUAUUUUUGACCUAAGAAUAAGAUUUUGACAGAAGUUAAACAGUGCACUGGUUUUGAAGAAAAAUGAACCAAUCUAUGACAGGAAAAUGGCGGUAGCUGAAAUCUCAAAUAAGGUUUGCACCAGUAGGGGGCAGCAUAGCUGGAGGAACAGUUUAAAGGAUUUCUACCAAAAACUAAGCAAUGUGACAUACUACCUUUAGGAUACCAGAAGGUUAAUUUACAGAGAUACACGGGAUGCUUUUAAUGCGGCUGUCUGGACACGUGAAGGAGUGUAUAAGCCAUAAGCCGCCACAGAAAGUAAUUGCUGUCCUUUGUUAUAAUAGAACUUAAUGAAGCGAUUGUGAACAAACUUACUUGAUAACUAGUUAAGAGCACAGCACUGCUUUUUUUUCCUGCUAGUGCGACGUCUCACCUGCUGCUCUGUCCCUUCUGACUUAAUUUCCUUGAGUUCUCGAGGGUAAUUUGAAGGAUUAUUUACGUCUGUUAGAGGAGUUGUAGCAUGUUUGUGUGCUUAACAUAGAUUUGUGGGGCAUCUCUGAGUGAAAAAUGUGCUGUUUCAGUCUUAGAAGACGUGAUGAAUACUGAUCAGUUUGUUCAUAUUCACACUAAUCUUUAUUGGCCACUCAAACCCAGCAGCAUGAUGUUUUGGCAUGUAACCAACAAAAGGAAACAGGCAAGCAAACACAAAAAAAUGUUUUUUUUUAAAGAUGAUAAUGAAACAAAAUCACAACCACUCCAUACAUCUCACUGUGCUAGCAACAUAUGUUUUGUAAUCUCUUGAUGUUGUUUUUCAUAUGGAGGAGCUUUUUCACCAUCUGGCUAAAAAGGCAAUUCAGAAAUGUGAUAUUUCCCACCUUCCUUAUCUUCGUCCAAAAUUAUCAAAAUGUUAGAUAUGCGUUCAUUUCAUUUGUUUCAAUUCACUUAUAUUUGUUUUGUGGUGAAAGAAAUAGCUGGAGGAAGGCUGUUAAGUGACGUGUGAGCCCUGCACAGGAGAAGCUGUUUGGUUAAGAUGUUUAACCAGAUAUUGUAUAAAGCAUCAGCUUGAAAAUCAAGUUAAAGUAAAUUUAGUGGGAAAGAUUUCUCAAUAAUCAGUUUGAGAAUCCACAGCAUUGCUACGAGCGGACGUAGCUGCUGAAAGCAUUAGGUCAGCAGCGAGAACCUACCUAUGUGCGCUAGUCUGCGGCUGAGGCUCCUUAAAGUGCAGUGCUCACAGUAACCCAGUGAGGUAAGUGCUGCCUGGGUAUGCUCCAGGCAGUUGUAGGAACACUGGACUUACACUUUCACCAUAGGUGUACAACUGUGGCGGUCCCGAAACAUUGACAGACCGACCAACUAAAAUCUUACUGACUGGUUAGCAGGUGGCGUGGUGAAUAAGCUUUGUGUUCAUAAAGCUAAGCUACCAUCUGUAGAUUUUGGGGUACCCUGAUUUCUCGUGAUGGCCAAUUUCUAGGCUAGUGAGUAGACCGUGACUACCGUUUGUUGACAGUCUAAUGGCUUAUCACCUUGCUGUAUGACAGCAGUGGAGUCGAAGUGUGGAGCUUUAAGUAGCCUGGUAACUAACAGUUAAGGCAGCGGGUGUGCUGCAGUUCACUGGGAGCACGGAGGAGAGUAAAUAAAUCCAAACGUCUUGGCUUCUUUAACCCCUACACAAAAUAGCCGACGACUUGUGUCCUUCUCAAACUCCUCCCACAAUAGUCGAUCUGAGCCCAUUUUUAACUGUUAAAUUGUGGGCUUAUUGCUUAUAUGAGCACUAUUAUAGCAAGCUAGCAAUAGGGAGCAUUAGCUUGCCCCCACACAUCCUCUAGUUCGUAUCUUUCCGUUAGUUACUGCCUGACUUCCCUCUCUCCUGUACUUAUCCACAGUGCUUUGGGUCUCGCUGCCUGGACCUUCUCUGGCAUUCUUCUUUCACUCUGAUUCUGACAGUAGCCAUGAACAGAGCAACAGUUUAGGCUGUUGUUGUUUUUCGUUUGUUUUACUCAUUUGUAAUGAAAAAUGAAUCAACCUGAUGAUCAGACCAUGUUAUGUUUUUAAUGCUCGGUGAUAAAAAAGAAAACACAAGGUCAUCUGGAGCUCUACUGUCAAUUUCACUCAAUAGUGUACAUAUUUUAUAAUCUCACAGUUUAUGUUAGUAAACCAUGUAAAACUAGAGAUGUGAUACUUUUACUGUGAUGGUAAAAAAUAGGUAUUGCAUUUGUUUUAAUAUUUCCCUAUGUCGAAUCAGCUGAUACUAAGAUGCAGUAAAUACUGCAUACUGUAAAUACUGUAAUUCUGUCGCGGACCAGAAGGGAUCGCUGAACUAACAAAGCCAGAGGUGAGUAACAAAGAUAUCUACCGAAAUGACUCAAUAGGUAGCCUUAGAUUCCUCUGCUAUUUAAGGAUAGAUGAGUAAACUUUGAUGCUCUUUUCUAAGAGGUGAACACGGAUAUUAGAUGAUGUGUAAUAGGUUUAUUUAUAAAGGUGAUAAACGGAUAUCCUGUAUUUAUUUAACAUUAAAAAGUUUGUGGCUUUAAAAUGCUAUGUUGUGGAGACGCCUGCUGCUUGCAGAUGGACUGUGUGUUGCCUUUGUAGAGGACCUACAGAUUUAAGAAUAAGUUGUCAAUGAACACUAUUAGUAUGGUUGUUAUGUGUAAACAUUAUAAAUAUGCAUAAAAGUGAUACAUUUAUCUGCCAUAGCCACAAUUUUAUUUUUGAUGGAUAUAGUUUACAUUUCAAUAAAGUGUGUACUGUG